GUCUUCUUACACUUUAUAAUGAUUUUCUGAUGGAAAUUCAGACCUCACAGCAUUAGGAGAAGCGAUUCAAUCUUUAGCAUCCAUGCAGAGAUUUCCUGUGUCUACCACAAAUAGACACUUCUUUCUCAACUAUCCAUCUUGUCGACACUGCCGCGCGUCGUUUUAUGGAUGCUUCCCGUCAACAGCUAAUCUUCAGUUAAGGUAUUAUUUUCAGAGGACUCAUUGGUUGCCGUCCUCCUCUUCUUCUUCUCCCUCUUGGCAUGAAAAGCAUAAUUUACCUUCUGAAACCUCAGGAAAUGCUAAUCGCUCCAACCUCCUUUCUGCUGAGGCUUUUUCUCGGCUUACGCCGAUGGUUCUUUUGCAAAAGGCCCUACACCAGUACACACUGCUCGACGAUACGCAGCUGUCAAAAAGCUCAUCAAACCACCUUCUUAUUUCACGUGAUAAGUUUAAUCAUUUCUGUAGUAUUUCAAACGUUCAAGAACCCGAAUCAGCCCUUCAGGCCCUUGACGAAGCGGGUGUAGUAGUUUCAUUGGAUCAAGGUCGUCUUGUGCAUCUUCGUCCGGUGCAAUACGUUCAAGAGGUCGAAAUCGUGCAAUCCCUCCUUUCAAAAAACGAGACGGAAGGAUCACACAAUACCACAAAUUCUUUAAAUGAAAACGUAGGGCUAGUGAGCCACCGGUUGCCUGAUUGUUUUCUCCUUACGGAAAGUCAGCGGCGGAUUGAUAAAUUAGUGGAUGUGGAAGUGGCAUUGCGUGUAAAGUUGUAUCCUGCGAUUGCUAAGGCCGCGCGCUGGCGGCGUUUAAUCUGGAGCGCGGCUUUGUUUUACGCAGGAUUCCAGCUAGCCGCUGUUGCCCACCUAACCUAUGUGGAGUUUGAUUGGGAUGUAAUGGAGCCUGUUUCGUAUUGCCUUUCUAUUGGAACCGAUUUGCUAUUUCUAGCUUAUUAUGUGUGGUAUGACAAGCAGUAUAGCUAUUCGGGAUUUGAUAAACAGCGCUUGCCUAAAAAGGUCCGUCAGUACGCGCCAAAAGACUUUAACUGGGAAAGGUAUGAAAAAGUAUGCGCACAGCUGGUGGAGGAACGAAAACUACUUGAAAAACUUCAGAAAUGGGCUAAAACUCAUUGAAAUAUUUCUUUUUUUCUUCUUCUGCAUAUGUAUAUUCUGAUGACUUAUUGGCUUAGUCAUUGGCUUGA
Phytomonas sp. Hart1 is the source of this 1194-nucleotide messenger RNA. The record is from the annotation of a GenBank genome assembly. Lineage: Eukaryota; Euglenozoa; Kinetoplastea; Trypanosomatida; Trypanosomatidae.